GAGCCAAGUAUUUCUCCUAGUUACUCCAGAAAGAACCAAUGUAAAGUUGGGAUUGUUCUGAGAGAGAGGAACAGAUGGGAGACGAUAAGUGGAGAAUCCUAAGCUUGGCAUAAGAAAGAGUAAAAGAUGACAUAAGCAUUGUCCCCAAGAACAAGAAGCAUCACAAGGUGGGGCCACUGAAUAAAACUGAGAUGAAUUUUAAAAGCUCCCAUCUCACUUCCUUUCUCUUGUGAUAUCUCCUUCCAUUUAUUCUCCUCCAUCUACUAAGCCCUUCUUAAGAGUCGGCUGCUGCCAUACUGGGAUGGAUCUCCCUAAAACUUCCUUUUGACACCCUUUCUACUCUGAGGUUUGUGCAGAAAAUGGCAACCCAGGGUAGAGAACCAGCAAAUGGAAUGAACAUCAGUGACAACAGUGAUGAAGCAAUUGUAGAUAAGUCGGGAGAGUGGCUCAACUUGAGCCUAGGCAGGAAUUCGCCCUCAACAGCUGGAUGCUCGAGCUCACAAUCAAGGCCAGCUUCUACCAAGGUUUUCUCAUGUAACUUCUGCAUGAGGAAGUUCUACAGUUCACAAGCACUAGGGGGUCACCAGAAUGCACACAAAAGGGAGCGAGGAGCAACAAGAAGAUACCAGUCACAGAGGAUGAUGGCAGCCAUGAAUUUGCCCAUAAGCACUCCACUGAUCAGAUCUCUUGGCGUCCGGCCCCAUUCACUUGUGAAGAAACCAAGCGGAGAAGGAACAGUGACAGCGAGAUUUAAUGAUGCUAAUACAGGGCUUGCAAUGCCGCGGAUGCUAUUCACAUCUGAUGAAACAAUGGAUUCAAUAUGGCCGGGGAGCUUUCACUUGGAUCCACAGCUGCCAGAGCAACCUCCAGAGAUGCAUACGCUUGACCUGAAUCUCCGUCUCUGAGUUGCACACCCAUAUGCCUCCAGUAGGAAAUUUAACUUUCAAUCUCUGUUCGUAUUAGCACCUGAUCCUCAUCUACCAACUAGACAAACUAACUUGAGCAUGGGCACAACAAAAUUUUAAGUCCAAAUACAGUGUGGUUGUUUCUCUUGAAUAAAACUACAAGACAUGGGAAUUUCCUCCCGCCCACGCAGGUAGUUCAAAAAGACCUCAAGCAUCAUUCCAUUUUAGUGUAAUUUCAAUCCUUUAGUGGCUGAAAUGUUUGCUGGUGAAUUGUACUUGCAUAUACAAAGCUUGUAAAAAUGGGUUUACUCCUAAUCAUGCUUUGUAGUUCUGUUCUAUUUCAGUUGACAUAUAGCUCAUCCAGACUUAGGGUGACUAUAAAUCAAAUUAUCAUCAAAUAAGAUUUUAAUGA
Malania oleifera is the source of this 1317-nucleotide messenger RNA. Its product is annotated as zinc finger protein 4-like. Bases 360 to 905 code for a protein of 181 amino acids. The record is from RefSeq and is a predicted model, not a curated record. Lineage: Eukaryota; Viridiplantae; Streptophyta; Magnoliopsida; Santalales; Ximeniaceae. The transcript has a single exon.